AUGGAGUCCGACAAUCCCAAUGGCAAUAAACGCAACUCGAUGCACCAGUCCAUCUAUAGCCGCCCCGUGGAACGGCGUCCUAGUAAGAAAUCCUCCUCGAGAGAUCGCCAUGGCAUGGUCUACCCAGACAGUUUUCGCGAUACAAGCAUACGAACGGUGACACCAGAGUCCCAUCCUUCCAGGCCCGACGCGGAUCACUUGAUCGGCAACAGUGCGAGCGCGCCCUCCCCACGGACCACCAUGCGAUCGCGGACCAUCGAGCGCAACGAGGAAGAACCACCCACGGAAGGGAGGACCCAGCGCACACGAUCGCGCACCACGACGCUGGAGGAACAACGAAACGACAGACCAUCGAAUACCUUCAAGACCCGAGCACGAAUUGGAUCAGUCAACGCAGCCAGCUCGUCCCAGCAGGCCAAGAUGGCGGAGGCCAAGGUCGCCGAGGAAACCGGCAGCUCGAUCGGUUUUCCGUCCAUUCAAUCGCCUGCUUAUGGCAGCCAGGGCGCCUCUCGACAGCGACUCAGUAAAUCGCAGAGCUCUUCCAUGGCUGCCACCGUGGCACAGAGCCAAGCAGCCUUCGCCUCGCCCUUGUCGAAUACCGACGCCGCCAAGAUCCUACAAUUGAUGAAAACAACAUGUGGACGGAUGCAUGGAAUCCUAUCUUUUCGCACUGCAACGAACAACUCCUGGUCAUCGAGUGCCUGGACAUCCGGCUACUGCGCAAUUAAUGUUGCAACCGGCAGUCUUAUAUACCAGGCGAAAGGCGAGCCGGCACUAGCAAAGACGUUGAUUCCCGACCUUCGAGGAUGUCGCAUUCGAACACUCUUCGAUCCCAACUUACAGACGACUUGCCUGAAUGUGCACACCUCUACUGCCGGGCUUGGCAUUCAACUACGACCCCAUGUCAGUGAGACUUUCGACUCCUGGCUCGCAGCUUUACUCUGCUGGCAACCUAUUCGACCGAAGGGCGUGCAGAAUAAGAUGACGAAACCUCAGGCUGUCGUCAUUGGAGACCGACGCAUUCCCGAACGUCGGCGAAACUCUGAGAGUGCGGCACAAAAAGAUGCGGCUAUUAUCAAAGUCGGAAAGAUGCUUCUUUGGGACAAGCCUUCUGCAUCAGGGGCUCGCCCGGCGACUGGUCGUCGUGUGUCAACAUAUCGACAAUCGCGCGCCUUGUCAUCCUCUUGGCAGCGAGUGAGCUGUACGUUACAAGAGAAUGGCUAUUUUAAGCUCUAUACCGAGUCCGACGUCACCCUUGUUGCAUGUGUGCAGCUAUCUCAACUAUCCCGCUGUUCAAUUCAGCAGUUGGAUUCCUCGGUCUUGGACGAUGAGUUUUGCAUUGCUAUCUUCCCACAGUACACUGCACACCCUGUUCCUGAUUCUGGGAUGCGCCCUAUAUAUCUUGCCCUGGAAAGCCGUGUUCUCUUUGAAGUAUGGUUUGUCCUUCUACGUGCAUUCACCAUUCCAGAGCUCUAUGGGCCCGAAGUCGACGCUCGCGAACCUGAGGAUCCGAACAAGACACCGGAAGCCGAGUCUCCCGACCAUGCCCUUCAGGACAUGUUCCGAAUUGAAAGGAUUCUCAAUUUGAGAGUGACAGAAGCGAAGCUUUUUCGUCCCAAGGAAGAAGAAACCCAACGCAGUCGCAAACCGUCCAGAUCUCACGGCUUUUCCGCUCCCUCCCCACCCAAAGCCAGUGAUUACUAUACCGAAGUCCUCUUGGAUGGUGAAAUUCGCGCCAAGACUGCGGUCAAAUACCGCACUACAAACCCGUUCUGGCGCGAAGACUUUAUCUUUAAUGACCUGCCCCCGGUCCUAUCCCAGGCCUCUAUUCUAGUCAAGACGCUAAACCCCACACAGAGGGAUUGGACACUCAUUGCACAUGGGACCUACUCAUCCAGCCAGGAAGGGAACGCGGUGAACAUGCUGGAUGAAAUUGAAAUCUCUACCAACGACGCGAUUUUCGGAAGGGUAGACCUCCGGCUCGAAGAACUGGAGCCCGGAGUAGAUACAGAGAAAUGGUGGCCGGUUUUGGACGAUAACGACCAAGCGGUUGGAGAGAUGUUCAUGAGAGCUCGUAUGGAGGAAACUGUCGUCUUGAUGUCCGAAGAAUAUGCACCCAUGCACGACCUUCUGCAUUCAUUCACCAAUGGCCUAACGAUCAACAUGGCUCAAGUGAUGUCGUCUGAGUUAACCCAGCUGUCCGAAAUGCUGUUGAACAUCUACCAGGUCUCGGGAGCUACGGUAGAUUGGAUUUCUGCAUUGGUUGAAGAUGAAAUCGACGGCGUGCACAAGGAGUCGACAGCAAAUCGUCUGCGCUACACAACCCGAAUUCAUUCCAAUGAUUCUCGUGACUCCGGGCAAGAUCGCGAAAUUCUUGUUAGAGACAUGGGGAGAACUGCCACUGUUGAAGCCAAUUUGCUCUUCCGUGGAAACUCUUUGCUCACCAAAGCCCUUGACCUUCACAUGCGUCGACUUGGCAAGGAGUAUCUCGAAGAGACAAUUGGGGAGCGCUUACGGGAUAUCGAUGAGAAUGAUCCAGAGUGUGAGGUCGAUCCGGCUCGUGUACCUCGCACCGAAGAUCUCGAACGAAACUGGCGCAACUUGAUUACGCUUACAACUGGGGUUUGGAAGGCUAUCGCAAUGUCCUCUGCAAGGUGCCCUCCGGAAUUGAGGCGCAUCUUUCGACACGUCCGGGCUUGCGCCGAAGAUCGCUAUGGUGACUUCUUGCGCUCUGUGACUUAUAGCAGUGUCUCUGGUUUCCUGUUCCUGCGGUUCUUUUGUCCGGCCAUUCUGAAUCCCAAACUGUUCGGGCUCUUGAAAGAUCAUCCUCGUCCUCGUGCCCAACGCACUCUGACUCUCAUUGCCAAGGCUCUCCAAGGAUUGGCUAACAUGACCACAUUUGGUAACAAGGAGCCGUGGAUGGAGCCCAUGAACAAGUUUUUGGUCGGCAAUCGUGCCGAUUUCAAACAGUUCGUCGACCAGAUCUGUAACAUCUCUGCAGAGCGCCCAGCUGCUAUCAUCACACCUUCGUAUACCACCCCUCUCCAAAUCCUUGGGCGUUUACCCGCUACUUCUCGUGAAGGUUUUCCGAGCCUUCCAUUCCUGAUCGAUAUUGCACGUUGCUUCGCAAACUUGAUUCGUGUCUGGCUGGAAGUGGUUCCUGAUCGGCUAUCGGAAUUGGAGGAUGUGGAUCCGUUCCUGUCCAAGUUCCACCAGCUGGCCCGUCAAAUUCAGCAACGAACCGAGGAAUGCUUAGACGAGGCCGAGCAAGCAGAGCGACCAAGUGGUAACCUCGAAAUUAAAUGGGAGGAGCUGGUAGACUCGAUGGAGCGAGCCGUGACUUUUUACGACGAAAACUCAAGUAAGCCCACCACACCAGCUCCGGAUGGAACAUUCGCAAGCAAUGUCUCUGUCGCAGCCAGUCCCGGUCACCGCGGUUCUGUUGGUUUCUUCACAACCCGGCCUGCUAUGCCUCGCCGGUCGACUGAUUGUGCUCCCGACGAGGAUGAUACUCCACCCAGUUCGUCAUCGGCGACCUGGGACCAAAGCCGUAUGCCAUUCUCGAUUCCCCGGUGGUCUGAUGCUCGUGAUAGCACCGGUAGCUCCAAAAACUCAUCUACUUACUCUCUUGAGUACUCAGAAAAUGCCAAGGCCCGUCGAUCUAGCAUCACCAAGGAGUCUUCCGGCAAAUAUCGUUUCUUCGACUUUGUCCCCGCGCCCUCUCGCCGCAAGAACAAGGAACGAGAUCAGUCUCAGCAUCACUCACAUGAGGACCUGAGGAAUGAAUUCUGA
This is a messenger RNA of Penicillium macrosclerotiorum, 3792 nucleotides long. RefSeq names its product GTPase-activating protein BUD2. The record is from RefSeq and is a predicted model, not a curated record. Gene Ontology annotation, biological process: regulation of GTPase activity. Lineage: Eukaryota; Fungi; Ascomycota; Eurotiomycetes; Eurotiales; Aspergillaceae. The transcript is spliced from 2 exons. The coding region runs from base 1 to 3792 and encodes 1263 amino acids.